Messenger RNA from Anarrhichthys ocellatus (wolf-eel), 7262 nucleotides. RefSeq names its product ST3 beta-galactoside alpha-2,3-sialyltransferase 2 (gene st3gal2). Lineage: Eukaryota; Metazoa; Chordata; Actinopteri; Perciformes; Anarhichadidae. The record is from RefSeq and is a predicted model, not a curated record. Bases 1 to 1428 code for a protein of 475 amino acids. Gene Ontology annotation, molecular function: beta-galactoside (CMP) alpha-2,3-sialyltransferase activity. The transcript is spliced from 8 exons. Gene Ontology annotation, biological process: sialylation. Gene Ontology annotation, cellular component: membrane.
AUGGACACCGCAUCUGGUAUAGUGAGUGACCUUGUGGUCCAAAGUGUUAGUCAGGGGGUCGCCCCGAUCACGCUGACCAGGCCUUGGGGGUCGUUGCGUGGAGGCGGCAGCGCAGGGGGUGGUGGUGGUGGGCUGUGGACAGUGGCAGGCCCAGGGGUUGGAGCAUGGCCGUGGGGGGGCCGCAUCCCGUCCUCCACCCUGCACCGGGAAAGGCGCUGGGGCUGGGGCUCCUGGGGGUCCUGGGGUGGGGGUCCUUCCAGGGGAGCCCCCAGACUCGCCGAGCUCAGGCCUUGGCUGAGCGGAGGGACGGUCCAGGCGGCUGGAGGCGGAGGUAGCUCUGUGGUAGGAGGCGGGGCGGAGAAAGGAGGCAAGGCGAGAUGUUCCCGCAGGGUCUGGGUCCUCCUUGGCUCGCUGGUUCUCGUCUUCCUCACCUCCCUCUUCUUCUCCGUCUCGCUCCGCGGGGGCGUCGGCUUCAACUACCUGGAGCCGCCCGGGUGGGAGGAGUCGAGGCGGGUGAAGCUAGUGCCCAGCUACGUGGGCGCGCACAGGCUGUCGCCGGCCGAGACCUCGCAGCCGAAGACAUGUGCUUGUCCGCGCUGCGUCGGAGACCCCGGCGUUUCCGAUUGGUUCGAUGAGAACUACGACCCGGAUAUCUCGCCCGUUUGGACCAGAGACAACAUCCAGCUGCCCUCUGAUGUCUACUACUGGUGGGUGAUGUUACAGCCCCAGUUUAAACCCCACAGCAUCCAGCAGGUGCUGCUGAGGUUGUUCCAGGUGAUUCCUGGAAGGUCGCCGUACGGCUCGUGGGAUCCAGGACGCUGCCUGCGCUGCGCCGUGGUGGGGAACUCCGGAAACCUCCGCGGGGCCGAAUAUGGAGCGACCAUUGACGGACACAACUACAUCAUGAGAAUAAACCUGGCCCCCACAGUGGGCUACGAAGAAGACGCCGGCAGCCACACCACUCACCACUUCAUGUACCCGGAGAGCGCCAAGAAUCUGGCAGCCAACGUCAGCUUCGUCCUGGUUCCCUUUAAGACGCUGGAUCUCGUCUGGAUCACCAGCGCUCUGUCCACCGGCCAGAUUCGAUUCACCUACGCUCCUGUGAAGCAGUUCCUCCGUGUAGAUAAAGACAAGGUCCAGAUCUUCAACCCAGCAUUCUUUAAAUACAUCCACGACCGCUGGACCAGACAUCAUGGGCGCUACCCCUCCACUGGCAUGCUUGUACUGUUCUUUGCCCUGCAUGUCUGUGAUGAGGUGAAUGUGUUUGGCUUCGGGGCAGACAGCAGGGGAAAUUGGCACCACUACUGGGAACAGAACCGCUACUCCGGAGAGUUCAGGAAGACCGGCGUCCAUGACGCAGACUACGAAGCCCAGAUCAUCCAACGGCUGGCCAAGGCUGGCAAAAUCACUGUAUUCCCAGGAAAAUAACCAGCAGAUCACCCUGUAUAUCUAACGUUCCAACUCUGGUACGGGAACAGACACUAUAGAGGCUGCUUAGAACGUGUUAGAUAUCCUCGCAUUCCCUUACCUGCACCAGUUUGGGUUCCCAGGUUGAAGUAAACCGAAUGCUUACAGAAGGCGAGACGAAACGGUUCACGAAAUGGUACCAAACAAUGCUAUUCCAUUCACUUUCCCUUAUAGACCCCACCAGAAGAGGCUCUGAUUGGAGAACAUGGAGGAACCAGGAGCAGGGAACAUGUAGAUCCAAACGUAGUUCUGCUCACUAGAGAGUAAUUGGCUCUUAGUUUUCAAGGUUAUACCACUAAUGUCCAGAGAGGGACCACAUAUCUUUUUCCAGGGGCAGCUUCAACUCAGGAGUGAAAAACGAGUGAAAGCCUGUCAGCAGGAAAACAACCCAUCACCACAAAUACAGACAUUGGCUGUGUACAGCGCCGAGAGAGAGACAGAUAUAUAUAUCCCGCUUCUAACAAAAAUUCAGUAUGCAACGUACUGAAACUGCACCGUCGGCAUCUAGUAGACGACUGUUCUACAGCAGUGUGAUGUCAGACAGAAACAAAUAGUGUUUAAACUCACAGUUCUUCACCUUCUAAGCACGAGAUACUGUACUGUACUGUACUGUACUGUAGGCCUCCAGACAAGAUUGACACUACGGACACAAACUGGAGCUGUCAGAAGCCAGAGUGCUGUUGAACAUUUUGAGACUCGAGGACUAAUUUUCCAUCUCUUACAUCUCCUGGGCCGUGACUUCCUUGAGAAAGAAUUGAUCUUCUCAAGUCCCAUAUGCGGCCAAGCCUCACUUUCCACUUUUCACUGUCACAAGGACUUUGUCUGACGGUGAUGGGUUGUAAAAAACGCUUGGUUGUAAGACUGUAGGCGAUUGAUGUGAGUUUAUAUCGUGCGACUGUCCUCGACACCUUGCAGCAGACGCACAGAAAUGGGAUCAAGGCUUUUGCCUUGUGGCCAUUCGGACUCUGACAGAUGACUGCAGCACUAGCAUGAGCCUCGGCGUCUGGAGAGCCAGCUAACCUGGUUUUACACACCACGGCAAACCGCAUGCCCAUGCUACAGUCUCUAUUCACAUCCAGACACAGGGAGGAGCGUUGGUUUGACUCCGUGAUGCCUAAUGAGGCCGAAAGUCCGUCUCCUGUGAUUUCAUGUUUGGAUGGAGGCACGCUGGAUCUGGACCGGGCGUUUCAUCCCCAUGUGGUCUGUCAGGUUCUAAUUUGGGAGACGAGGACUGUAGACAGAGAGCCGGGGCACGAAGCACCAGUUUGACAAAGGCAGCAUGAGAAACGCAUCAUUUGCUGCUGGGUAAAUAGAUAAGACGUUGGUCCACUGUUUAUAUGCAGCAAACUCGCGCUUCUACACAAACUGUACUGGGUUCACCACUUUGGUUUUGAAAGGACUGAAAUGAAAACAGACCUCGCACUGAUUCUUUUCCUUUUCACAGACCUGACUCCUGCAUCCCUGUGGGAUUAGAGACUGUCUGGAGCAUUUCGCCCCAGAUUAAGGCCCCAUAUGAUGGGGUGAAAGAAAACCCCACUAGCCCUGGUCCCCCGCUCAGCCAAUUCAAACUUCAGCUAUAUCUGGAGGAGGGUGGAGCCACCAGACGCCUUAGACUUCACCUUCGUACCGCAUAAACUGCACUUCCUGUUCUGAUUUUCAUGUUGAUGGCAUAUUAUACCCACCAGACUGCAGAUUUCAUUUCUUAGUUGUAUGUGCUGUUUAGCCUUGAGUUUAUCCAUUGGCUGGAUUUAUAUUAUUGGCUCAGACUAGAUUUUCUUUUCCACCCUCGUUUAUGUUUUUUUAUCAUGAUUUGGUAUCUUCAAAUAACGCCAUUUACACCCUUUAUAGCCUCCAUUGUUGGUUAUUUAUGUCUUUAACAAGGAGGCCCAAAAUAGUCAUUAAAGUGCUGCUAAAAAAUAUAUGAAAAACAGAAGCGUCGGUGGAAGACAGAAUGUGUGCCACAGAGAGGAAGGAAAGUAUUUGGUUUGACUUGAGGCCGUAAAUCCAUCCAAAGAUGCUGUGACGGAGUUGUGUUUAUCAAUCAGAUGGUGGCUGAUGAAGUACUUGUGGUUCCUACACAGGUCUGGACAAUAUGGAGAAGCAGGUGAUUGAAUAAGUCUUUCAGGGUGCAACAAGUAAUAUUUCUACUGCCCCUUUACUAAUACAUGCGUGCAUGGGUUUAAACGAUCGUUGAUCGGUAUUAAUAACUCAAUAAUUGCUUCACGUUGUGCUGAGAGCUCAGGCUUUUAAAUUUUAAUUCAAAUACUGCAAACAAUGGACUAGGACAGAGAAAUACGUGACAUAACGUGUUUCCAUCUCAGCCCCGCCCACUGCAGAAGAGCACAGACAAAAAUAAAUAAUUAUCCAAUGACAUUCAGAAAACAUGUUUUCAGGGUCUUUAAUGCUCCUUUAGAACUAUGAGAAAACUACACUAGUUACAACUUAAAGUUUACCAGAACUUCACCAAUAUUUCUUUCCCACAGAAGGAGUUGGUGUAUUGUUUUAGUGACUCAUGAUGUGCUAUACCGUGAGCUACAUUUACAUUGACAGCUACAUAUGUAAAUGGAAGCUGUGUAGGAACCGUGUAUGCUGCAGCAGAUGCUUCUUUUAUCCGAAAUAACACCGGUGUGUGUGUGUGAGAUCAACAAAGCACAUUGUUGAACGCACGUCCCUCUGAGUGUGUUGUUAAGGGAUUUAAUCCUGUAGCGCUCAUUCUUAUUGUGUACUUCACUUUUUCUCUUUUUACACUGCUCACACUGAGAAAGGUUUGAGGUUGACAGACACACACACACACACAAUGUUGGAGGGUCAGAGUGCUGUACCGCCCCCAGCAGGCGACGUGAAGAACUGUUUGCUACUAUGCUGAUAUCAGUUCUAUUGUUGUAUUAUUGUAUCAUCUUAAUAACCACAUGUAACUCUCUUGUGUUACCAUUGUACUUAAUCUGCUUUCAAUGUUUUUAUCCUACUUUGCACAUAACAGAUCUUAUCGGAGGUUUUAAUGUCGGGCUCAAUUUAGGAGUCCGUUUGGCUGAAACUGGACAUAUCGUUUUAUCUCUCUCUCUGUCACACACACACAUACACACAUUCAUGCUUUCGUGCCUUGUCCUGCUGCUGGAGGUAUCUCGCCUACAAGCUGCUCCAUCGGCAAUACACACACACACACACACACGCGCCUGUUACCUUUGCAUUUUUUUUAGUCACACACACUCGCAUGUCUUUUGGCUGAGAGCUGUGCCUUCUGAGCUUCACACACACACACACACUCUGCCUUCUGCUCGGGAACAGACGCCUCCCGCUCUUCACUUCUCACUGCUUUGUCACAUUGUUUUCUACCGAUCGCUGGAGGCGAAAGGAGAGGAUGUAAACCGGCGAUGCAGUGUGACUCGCUGUGAAUUCAUAUUAGGACAUUUGCUACUUUUUUGAGCAUCGAGUGUAUAUACUUUUGAGGCAUUUCUGCUUUUCUAGAUAACAUUUAGUGAAAAAUGGCAGACAGAGAGGGUCAUCCGCUGGAUUCAAUCCCUCAAAAUUGCAGGUACACGUCCUAUUGCUGGUGUUUGUUUUCAACGACACAGGGACUGUAGAACAGAUGGCGAGGACGACAAAGCGUCUGAAGGCUUAGACAUAUCAGUGUACCACUGCUUCCCUGUUAUCUUGGAGUUGUCCACCACUGUGGUCCUGUGUUAUUGAUGUUUGUUUCCCAAGAUGCUCCUUCCAACUUCAAAAGGAAUGUGUAAAAUGUUUUGGAGAUAACUCGGCUCUCUGGCAGCAUUCCUGUCACAUUCUUGCAGCCUGCAGUGGGUAGAACAGUCUUAACGGAGUCGGGCCGUGUUCAAGCACAGCAACCGUUAUCAGCAUCCUUGAUUUCUUACACGAGAACAUUGUGAUCAGGUGAGCAGGGUGAUCCCUCUCUGCUGGCCUAAAUACGAGUGGAGGUUUUACAGUACACGACACAGAUCUCGCCUGACAGUGUUCCCUGUAUAUAACCUGAAGUAGGUCUGUUCUCCUGUCGCUGACCCAAUAAACUGAUUUCUCUGUGUCCUCUGGAGUUGAUCCUGAAAAGAAUUGGAAGCAGCGCCAGUUUUCAGGUGGCUGGUGGUUUUCAAGAACAGCAAUCAAGAAAUAAAGAGCUGCAUCGGUUGAGAGCAUUUUUUGGGAAACGUGGUCCUUGAUUGUGACGGUCGGAUGUCCAGGGAGCAGCAUGUUUUCUCAGGUGCAAUCUGAAUGCAGGGGGCUUUGUUCUCUCGCAACACUGACGGAAACGAGUCAAAUAAAAGCUGACUGGAGUGUUAUGUUUCUGCCACAACUUAAGCUGGACCGAUUUUCUUUUAAGCGUUGUGUUAUUUUUCUUAUUUUUGGAAUUCCAGGCCAGACUCUUGCAAAAACCUCCCCAGACUAAAACCACCUUUGUUCUACUCUGCUGUCAGUGGAAUCCAGGUUCCUUUCACAUCCAGGACUAUUUUUACACCGUUUUGUCUCUCACACUAUGCUGUGACUCACAUUUCAGAAAAGCCACAAACCCCAUUUAUUGAUUGCUUGUACGGCUGCACAAAGUGGCAGACACAAACCACUGGAGUUUACUGCAAUUAACAUGUUCUUUAAUAGAAAGGGAGGCACAUUAAAGUCAUUCAAUUCAUCUUUUUAUUGGCUAAUUGAAGACACUGUCUGAAAGCACACCUGCUCAGCUCAGAAAAAGUGGACACUGAUGUUUUCUGACAGCUAGCAUGCUAGUCUGUACAGAUGUAUCACAGUCACAGUUUCCCUCCAAAUUAUAUUCAUGUUACACACAAAUUGGGUUGUUUUUCUAGCCGACUUUAUGACUCAGCAACAUAUUAAUCAGAACCUCUUUAUUGAGCUAGAGUUAACGCAAAUCAGAAAAUUGGAUCAAUUUGCGGUUGUCUGGCAGGGGAGGAACAGACCAGACAGUGUCUCGAGUUGUUACAAAAGACAAUAUCUGUGCUAGAGAAAAGAUAACCACAGCUCUUAUGGCUGGAAUUCUUUUUUUAUUAAAGUCUCAAGGCUGCACCUUGGCACAUGUGACAGGACAGGGAGCCAAAUCUGAGUGGCUUGCUGAAUCAUUUUUUGUUUUUUUUAUUAGGCAGCCCACAAAAAAACCUGAAAAAGUGUCCCCUUUAAUAUAGGUCAGUUCUGUUCUCGGGUAAUUGAGAAUAGCUUCCUCCAGCAGUAGCAUACAUUUGACUGACUGUUAGAGAGCUUAAAGGAACAAACGCAUCCUGAUCAGGAUGACUGCCGGUCCAGGCGGCUGUUGGCAUCGUGACGUUGCCAGCAUGCUGUGCUGUUUGAGGCUGAGGUGAGGACAGCCGCAGGCAGCUCCUUCCUCAUCAGUUCACUGGUGUGCAUUGAUCAAGAACAGCUCUUUAGCAGCAGUCACUGUGCUUCAGACUGCACAUAUCAUACUGUCGCUGUGGAUCGUUACGCUAACGACUCUCACCUCUGUCAGCUAUUGUGCUCGUACUCUCAAUCCAGUAAAGCGUAUCAAGUAGGAGUAAAAGCUGUUUAGUGAAUACAUCUUAGCAGAUACUGUAGGAGGGAAGUCGUCCAGGGAUCUAGAAAGGUUGUUGUCUCAGUUGAGAUGGGUGAAAUCGUUUCAUAUCGGUGGUUUUCCUGCUGUCUGGAUCUGUCAUCUAGUUCAAGCUUCAAUGUCUCAUUCGUCAGUAGGACUACCUUUUGGACUAGGUAGUACACCACACGUGUAUUUACUACAUUGACACAUCCGUAUGAUAUGUGAUCCAACUCUUUGUAUCUUAUGCUAUUGUACAAAUAAAAGCUUCAUGAAA